This is a messenger RNA of Silurus meridionalis, 8930 nucleotides long. It is a transcript of the gene gramd1bb, whose product is annotated as GRAM domain containing 1Bb. Gene Ontology annotation, biological process: intracellular sterol transport. Gene Ontology annotation, molecular function: sterol binding; sterol transfer activity. The transcript is spliced from 24 exons. The record is from RefSeq and is a predicted model, not a curated record. Bases 1460 to 4144 code for a protein of 894 amino acids. NCBI's taxonomy places the organism in Eukaryota, Metazoa, Chordata, Actinopteri, Siluriformes, Siluridae. Gene Ontology annotation, cellular component: endoplasmic reticulum membrane; endoplasmic reticulum-plasma membrane contact site; plasma membrane.
CUGAAUAGUACUUAAGGGAAGUACGCAAGCUGUGUCAGAGUCGCAGUGAAAAGGGACAGUACUACACUCCACAGUAUGUACUAGUAGGUUAAAUAGUGCGCUCUAAAUGUAAAAGGCGCAGAAGGGUAUUUAUAGGGACUUGUUUAGUGCGUAUUAGUUUGGCAUACUCGUUAGUAUGGAAGUGCGGAUUUGGCCCUAUUGGCAUGUCCGAUGCUGUUGCGCGGAACCGGGGGCUUUAAUGACGCAGAAGAAAGAGCGGAAUUAAGGCUGUGCGCUUCUUUAAAGCAUCCCAUGUGAUAAUUAUCCUCUAUUACUCUAUUUUAUUAACUUAUUAUUAGUUUUCUGUGUUGGUUUUUUACGCGGUUACACGAGCUGCGAUUUCCACGCGUACUAAUCUCUCCGCGUGCGUGUGAGCGAGCGCGAGCGCGCAAAAGAGAGCGAGAGACAGCGAGACAGAGGGCACGCGCGGCUCUAUAUGACGUCACUCCCUGGUUUAUUGUAAAUAAAUGCCGCGAGUUGGAGCAUCAGGAAGCCUGGAGUCUGCAGCAGCAGCAGCAGGCAGUGACAGCUGUUUGGGCCAGACAUUUGAGAAGAGGAGCACUGAGAAGAACAGCCUCAGGGCUUAACCAAAGACAUACUCACACACAAGUACCACACCUGCUUAACCUUGCAUCCUUGCCAUUUGGCUGAAACCUUGAGAGGGACAAGUAUUAGGCAUACACACCACCUAAAACAGUCUGUAUACCAUAUAUCUAGUGGUGAGACAACUCAGUUUUAAUGCCACUCAAGGAUUUAACGUACUCUUAAGAACAACAAGAGUUCACCAAGAGGUCUGGGGUCCAUCACGGCAGAGUAUCUGGAGUAUGCAAUCCUCAAAAGCGGAAGCUACCACCUUUAUGUUGGGAUUCCUGAGCGAAACGUGAAGGUCUCUAACUCGCCUACUGACAUUCAGGGACGCCUGGAGUACUAUUACAUUGUUAGCCAGUGCAUAUGCAUGUUUGAUCUGCUGCAAGGGGAAACAAGAGUUGCUGUGUCACCUGAUACUUUUGCUCCAUUGCUCGAGCUGUGCCAGCAAGAAUCCUGUGGGUCGCAUGCACUGUUUGUUCGUUCAUCUAUCUGUCAAGUCCUCCAUCAAAAGAGGAAUAUUAGGCAUUUAUUUGUCAAUCAAGCUGACAAACCUGGGACCAAUUAAAAGGUUAUUGGUGACUCUUGAUCUAUUGCCACCUAUAGCAGAGGAGAACUUCUCAUAAGACGGUGAGGAUUUUAUAGUGUGCAGGAAGAGACAGGACAGGACAACGGGAAAGUAAGUGAUCUGAACUUCUCUCAAAAAAGGACCAUCUGGAUCCACAACAACUCCUCAUUUUCCUGUGUCAUCCCGCUAGCUUAUAGCAAGCCUAGCCUAGGUAACAACUUUCAACUUUGACGUCAUCGCUGGAGGCAGGCUCUUAAGUCAUCGAGCAUGACGGACGCUCUGCGGCCCCCAUUUCUCCGGGUGCAGGUCCCAUGGGACGACCCCAGCACGGCUUGGUCCAGCUCCUCCACGCCCUCCCUUAGGCGGCGCCGCUUGAAAAUGCGACGUGCGAAAAAAGCACCAAACGAGCGCCUAGACAACGGAUCCCUGAGACAUGCAGGCUCUCGCUUGGCCCCCAAGGAGUAUCUGAAACUUCCUUCCAUCGAGAUAACACCAUCCAGCGACGAGGACGCCCCGUGGUCCAACUGUUCCACGCCCAGUGCCUCACCACGACGCAAACGCUUCCUCAUACGCAAGUGGCUGAAGGUGCGAGAGAAGAAGGAGCCAGUCAACGAAAGCAGCAGUCAGCAGAGCAGCCAGCAGAGCAGCCAUGAUGACGACUCAUCUCGCUUCCUGACUCCGUUUAUGCGCAGCACUGCCAGUAAUUCGACCCGGAGCAGUCCCACUUGCUCUCCGGUGUUGCGGAAGCGCUGUCGCUCGCCCACGGUGCCGAGUCUGGAGGGAGAGAACAUGGUGGAGAAGGGCUCUGAACAUUCCGACACCUCCAAGUCACCCUCAACCCCAGACCAGCUGGUAACCCGCACAUACUCGGCUCAAUCCACACGCAGCAGCUCUAAAAACUCCAAGUCUCACAAGCGACUGUCCAAAUAUGACAGACUAAGCCUGAUCAAAAAAAGUCAGAGCUGGUACAAUGUUCUCAGCCCCACCUAUAAGCAGCGAAAUGAAGAUUUCAGGAAGCUCUUCAAGCAACUCCCUGAUACAGAGCGCCUCAUUGUCGACUACUCCUGUGCUCUGCAGAGGGACAUUCUCCUGCAGGGCAGACUCUACCUCUCCGAGAACUGGAUCUGUUUCUAUAGCAACAUCUUCCGCUGGGAGACACUACUGACGGUUCGGCUCAAGGAUAUUUGCUCCAUGACGAAAGAAAAGACGGCGCGUCUCAUUCCCAAUGCCAUCCAAGUGUGCACAGAUUCUGAGAAGCACUUUUUCACAUCGUUCGGCGCGAGGGACAGGACAUACAUGAUGAUGUUCCGGCUCUGGCAAAAUGCUCUGCUGGAUAAGCCUCUGUGUCCGAAGGAACUGUGGCACUUUGUCCAUCAGUGCUAUGGUAACGAGCUCGGGUUGACCAGUGACGAUGAGGAUUAUGUCCCCCCUGAUGAUGACUUUAACAUCAUGGGUUACUCUGAAGAGAUCCCCACUGAAGAGAACGAGGUCAGUAACGACAACUCAUCCAAGAGCAGCGGAGAGAACAAACCAGACAUUAGCCCUCAAUCACACAAAAGAUCGCUCACACACUCCACCAUCACGUCCACGCCUAGCAGCACAGACCUGCCUCUGUCUUUUGCAAUUGCUCCUGAGGAAUACACGGACUGUCUGCCCGACCCAGAGCUUUUGACACUGCCUCUGCUGGUUGACGAGAGGAGCUGCGAGUCUGCGGAGGUCCCUCUUGGUCCAGUGCCCUCGCCGUCACUCGACUUCAACGAUAACGAAGACAUCCCCACCGAGCUCAGCGACUCGUCUGACACAGACGAUGACGAAGUGGAGGUGCAGGCAUUCCACGACGACCUAAACGGCCGUCAGUACAUUAACGAGGUGUUUAAGUUCAGUGUGGAUAAGAUGUACGCGUACCUUUUCACAGAGUCGCAGUUCAUGGCAGACUUCAUGGAGCAGCGCAGAUUCACAGAUGUAGUGUUUCAGCCGUGGAAGAAAGAGGAAGCAGGGAACCAGAGGAGAGAGAUCAUGUACACCAUCUCUCUCUCCAACCCACUUGCUCCCAAAACAGCCAACGUCAGUGAGACUCAGACUCUGUACAAAGCCAGCCAGGAGAACGAAUGUUACAUCAUCGAUGCAGAAGUUGUCACUCAUGAUGUUCCUUAUCACGACUAUUUCUACACACUCAACCGCUACACACUCACCCGGGUGGCCAAGAACAAGUGCCGACUCAGGGUUUCUACAGAGCUGCGCUACAGGAAGCAGCCAUGGGGAUUGGUGAAAGGUUUCAUUGAGAAGAACUUCUGGAGUGGACUGGAAGAUAACUUUAGGAGCCUCGAACUGGAGCUGUCGAAAGCCGAAGACCUGUUGUUAGAAGCACACGGGCCCUCUCCGAAAACAAAAGCCCUGAAGAACUCCACACUGAGGCGGAGAAAAAGGCCCCUCCCACACCUGCGCACACCUCACCUGGAGGAAACGCUCAGCCCAGUGACCACACCCACUGAUGAGGAGGUCAUUCAUAGGAUUAAGCACGUAUCAGCAGGCUCCACGCAAACGAGACACAUUCCUGAACACACCCCUGGGGGCGGAGCCUUCAGUAAAAUCUCCAAGUUGCUGCUCAUUGUCAGUUUUGUGAUCUGCAUAAGUCUGGUGCUGCUGGUUUUCCUCAACAUGAUGCUCUUCUAUAAGCUGUGGAUGCUGGAGUACUCUGCUCAGAGCCUAAUGACCUGGCAAGGCCUCCGUCUGGACGAGAGUAAAUUACCACAGACACAGGUGGAGUGGGCUCAACUCUUAGAGUCUCAGCAGCGCUUCCAUGAAGCUGAACUACAGAAAUGGAGAGAGAUCAUCAAAUCCUCAGUGCUGCUGCUAGACCAGAUGAAGGACUCCUUACUAAGUCUGCAGAGAGGUGUAACUUUUAGAGACUAUAGCUCAGAUUCAGACGAGAAAAGGACUCAUUACCACUGACACAUCCCCUGCAGAGCCAGCAUGUGUCACCGGGCAGCUCGAGCCACAUCUGUGUGCGAGUGUGUGUACCAGAGCGAAACAGGCCCGAACCCGUCUGUGCACUGCUGUUACACAUAGGAAGAAAAGAGAACACAGAGAAAGAGAGGGGCAACGUUCGCGGAGAGCCAAAACCUGGAAUAUGACAACUCCGGAAUCAUGGGAUUGUGAAGUUCUGCAAUCUCCCCUCUUUUUCUCUGCCGUUCUUUUAAUGAUAGUGUGAUGCUGAUUACAAAAGCUGCGGAUUCAAGAAGCGAAAUGGAGGCAAAAUGAGACUAAAAAGUUUUUUUUUAUAGUUUCAUUUGAAAUCCUCCGAUCAUUAAAGUGGUGUGAACCCUUUUCUGUUAAAUGAAGAAUCUCUGGCAUGUCAUUUCACUGAAAGGCUGCAGUGUCCCUUUUCCACAAUACACACAGUCAUUAUGGCACUCCACAGGUUUACUUUGUUACUGGUUACUGAUAUUUUGUUGUUUUUUUGUCAAUAUCUGGACUGUUAUCGAGGAAUUUUAAAGUACUACCGAAGCCACAUCAAAGUAGUAAAGUGCCUUUAAACCUAAAAAGAGCGCUUUUUGUCUGUUUUCGAGACUUCUGCUGGUGGUGAGCUGAAUCACAAACAUUACAGAGCACAAAGACAGCACUUUGGGUCAGUGCAGUGGCAGAAUUCAGUCUGUACACUCACUCCCAUCAGCCCCUGUAAAACCUGGGACUUGAAUCCUCUCACUUGUGCAAACGUGAAAAUUCAGUCACUUUACUGCUAAUUUAUUCAGCUUGCAUUUAUUAUGUAACGGAGCCCCAACGUUAAAAAUAAAUGGCCGCGUUUUUGCUUGUGAUACCACAGCACUGUAAAAAUCUCGAUUCUGAUUGGUUAAAUAUUUUUUAUUCGUUUUCAAUACCUGCAGCUUUGACAGUCAAAUUCAAAGCUUGAUUGUAUCCUAAUGUGCUCUUUUUAAUGUUAUUGUUUCUAUAACAACAAUUUACAUAGCUACGUAUAUGCCAGUCACACAAUAUAAAUGAUUAAAAGACAUUAUGAUGUGUUGAUAUAUCGUCAGAAAUAUUUCAGAUCUUUGUGGUUCCUCAUUACCGUAACCUGGUAGCUUUUUUGUCAAACUUCAAUAAAGAGAAAACAAUAGGUGCGAGUGAAGAAACCAUACUUAUAGCUGCUAUAACAGAAGUGAUAACUGGAAAUAAAUAGUUUUGCGGAUGUUAAAUACAUAAAUAGGAAUUGAUUCAAACAUUUGCUACCAAUGACUAUAAUGGCAUAAGAGGAAUAAAACAUAACAGACCAUGCUUUUAUUGGCUUCAGGGUGGUAAAAGUAACUACACAUACCAUAUGUUUUUUUAUUUAUUUUCUUCUCACUUGUCACGUGGGACACUGCAGCCAGACGUCUAAGAAGACCCGUAUUUUUAUGACAGUGUUUGGUUACUAAACUGUGAUUCAAUCUCUUAAAAAUGUUGAAAAAUGCUAUGGCUAAAUAAGAUAUAUAGUAUAUUUGAAAAUAGAAUAUAUAUAUUUAAUUUAUCUAUGUUAGAAACCUAAAUCUAGACGGGAUUAAACAUUUUUUAUCUAUUAUAUAGCGUUUACUUCAGUGUUGCACCAGCACACGUCUGUGACGUGUGCGAGGGAGUGUGAGAAACGUGUACUGUAAUAAGUAACGUCUAUGUGGGGGGUUUAUCCCCCGUGUUUUCUGUGUGUUAGUACAAGUGGACAAGUGUCUCGCGAGUGUGAGCUUUCAGGCCAUUCCACCCUACGUGUUGUGUUUCUUCAUGUCUGGUGUAUAAAGCCAAGCUGCCUUUCUCUUGCCCAGCAGUUAUUGAGCAGUAAACUUGCAGAGCCUCCAUCUCGGGCUCAGCCCCCAUCCCCCCACAUGGAGCAUGCAGUCACGUUGUUUUCCCAUUGUUUAGGGUAAACGUCUGGAUCACCGUUCUCCUGAGGUAAAAACACUGCCUGAUGAAUGCUACAUGAAUUUUCAAAGCACUGAAUGUCCUUUAUUUUCUUGUCAAAUAUAUUUGGUCAAGGAAAUUUUUUAUUUUGCACUGAAGAGACAGAGAAGGGAAAUAGCUUCGCCUGAACCAAAUAUAUUAUGAAUAUAUGUAUAGGUGUGUACAAUUAUACCAGACAUGUUUUCUUUUGUCACUGUUGUGAGUGUACGGUUGUGUUCCAAUACUGUCUGUUAUCUUCUUCCAUCACACUAUUUGACCAAGUAAAGGUUUUUUUUUAAUGAGGGCUGUCAUUAUACACUGAAGGGAUUAAAUUCAUAAUAAUUUGGACACAUUUUCUUCAUUCAAAGCAGGUUUUAAAUGGCCGACUUCUCAGUGUAUAGAGACGGAAGUAGACGUGGGAAGUAACAGAUAUUCCAACAAAUGUUUUUGACUUUUACUUUUCUAUAUUAGAAAGUGAAUUCUCUGACUGGACAUCACUACGUUUCCCUACAGUCAUAUUUAUAAAAGCAUUAGGUGAUUUUUUUUUUAAGCAUUGAAAUGUGUCCCUUGCUACAGUACAGUAGAUAACAUUCGGGAGAAUAGGAAUAAAGUUGUUGGUUAGCAAAUGGCUUCCCAUAUUGCAUACUCUUAAUAUUAAAAAGUUUAUGCCUUGUUUAUUACCCGGAUUAUUUAUUUAGGUAAAUACUGAUUGGUUAAAGAAAUGGGAUGUAUUCUUUUUCCAGUUCUGGACAAUUGUUGACUUAGUUACAAGCCUAGCUAGUCAGCUAGGUCAAGCCCUCAAAAGAUUUUUCUUUUUUUCUUUUAUAAAACAACAUUUUCAGUUCAUGAAUCUUUUGGAAAUUGGUUAAUGCGUUUUGUUUGUUCAUUAAAUGAAGUAGAAAAGAAAACAGCAGGCCUCCGUGUCUCUCUGGGACAACUAGCAAACCAUCACAUUAGCAUUGUAGAGGCUCUAGGUGAGACAAAUGGCGACUCUGACUCAGCAUUGCACAAAGGAAAUAGCUGUAGAAGUGGAAAAGAAAAUGGCUUCCAUUCUACUUCCACUUAAAAUAAAAUCUGCUUCCUGUCCUGCAAGUGUUACAGAAUCCAGACAGAGUCACCGGUUUAUAUAAACAGUAUUGGAACAAAUCGUAGGAAAGUGUGUGCGAUGUGAACGGAAAAGAUAAAGCACUUUAUGUAUCGUUUUAAAGCACGAAGCAGAGGAGUGUGUUGAUGAGAGAGAGUACAUUACCGAGGAGAGUAUUUAACGUGCGAGAGGAUCUUUUUAUUUUUUAUUGUUGACUAGAUCAUCUCUUAUAAAUCAGGUGCUUUGUGUAAAUCACUCCAACUGCAAAAUGUACACGGUUACUGAACUUUCCAGAAUGUUUUUACUCCAGUAGUGUGCUUCGUGCCGAUGUCAUUCGAUUCAUUUCUUUUGCUUUGCUUUUCCACUUUUUUAUUAGUUUGUGGCUUGAACAUUUUCUCCGCUGUAGUUUGCUGUGUUUUCUCUGUUCGAGAUGCUGUUUAAGACAUUGGUAGAAACGAGUGUUGCGAAUUGACUGCCUGCUGCCUGUUUACACUGAUUUAUUUAUUAAUAAUGUUUCUGUAUGGAAAUAUAUUGUUCCAGGUUAAAAACAAUACAGUUAGUCAGUGCAGAUACAAAUUAUUCCUUUAUUUUAUUUUAUUUAUUUUUAUUUUAUUUUAUUUUUUUUUUUUUUUUUUUUUUUUUUUAAAUUAUUUUGUUUUGUGUUUUGAGGGCCAUGUCCGGAGUUGAUCAAGUCCAAAAUGCAAUAAUAUAUUCAUAUUUAUAGUAGCUGGUGUACUUCCUGCCCCUGAGGUUGCCAGAUUUAUUUUUAUUGUUUUUCAAUAGUUUCUAUACUUCCUAAAAAAUUUAGAAUUUGUGAAUUUACAGAAUAAAUUUAUAUCAGUGUUUCAGACAGUAGCACUGACUCCUUCCUGGUCUAAAUAACAAUUGGCUCAGUUCUUCCAUUUAAGCCUUUCUUUGUGUGUUCUCACAACUCAACUCUGAACAUGGUCCUCACCCUUUCUUUUGUGUGUGCAUUCCAUACAUUAGAUUUCCUAGAUGAUUUUUUUUUUGCAUUCUUUUUCUUCUGGACCAUUCAAUGACAAUAAUUUAUGAGAUUUUAUUUCCACAAAUGUCCUGGCAGUCGCUGUUACUGUAUUCCUUUUGUCAUUUAAAUGUCUCUUGUUUAUUGUGAUCACUCCUGCUGGUGUGUUUGACCAAAACUACUUCGAGUGUGUGAUCUAGAUCUGGACGACUUGAAUGAUUAAGUUUCAGCUGCUGUUGUUAAAUCACUUGUUAAAGUCAGGAUUGUGUAAACAUGCAGUUUCUUGUAAAUCAGCACAAUAAUGAUCGUAGACGAUGAUGAUGAUGAUGAUGAUGAUGAGUAUCCAUGUAACACACAAACAUUACUUCCUCUAUAGUCCUAUAGUGGUAUGAUGGACAGUUGCACAUAAAUCAGUCUUACAGUUUAUUUUUCUUGUCCAUGUUCUAGAUUUGUGAACUUUGAUUUCUACCACCACAUGACUUAACCCGUAGCAAAGGUCAGCACAUUUGGAUUUUAACGAACAUGUUUCUUUUCCGUUUUUCACUUUGUUUUUAGAGCAGUUUUGAUCUCUAGGACAGAAGGAUAGAUUUAUAAUAUAAUGCACUGUAUAUAUAUGUAUAUCUGCAGUGUACACUGACACAGAGAGCGAGUCUGCGCUGUGCGCCCGCCUCCUCUCGAACCCGAAACACUUUGCCUCGUAGAGACUGAGUGGCUUUUUGAUCUAUGUGAAUUAGGCAAAGGUUGAAUAAAACACUGGAAAAAUGAAA